This is a messenger RNA of Scomber japonicus (chub mackerel), 1608 nucleotides long. RefSeq names its product iodothyronine deiodinase 1 (gene dio1). The record is from RefSeq and is a predicted model, not a curated record. Gene Ontology annotation, molecular function: thyroxine 5'-deiodinase activity. The transcript has 4 exons. Lineage: Eukaryota; Metazoa; Chordata; Actinopteri; Scombriformes; Scombridae.
UGCAAGGGACACAGUAAAGCUUCACCAUCAAGGAGCAAGCAUGCUUUUACAAAAACUGUUGGUGUAUUUUUCGUCGGCAUGCACAUUUUGCUUUGCAUUAGUGCUGAACGUCAUGCUCAGGAUCAUGCAUUUCAUCUCACCAAACUUCACCAAGAAGCAAAUCCUCAGAAUGGGCGAAAAGACCUACAUGACCCAGAAUCCAAACUUCCAGUAUGAGGAUUGGGGUCUGACCUUUACGUCUUUAAACUUUAUUAAAACCGUCUCUCAGCACAUGUGGCUGUCUCUGGGGCAAAAGGCUUUUGUGGGGGGAGAGGCUCCGGACUCAGCCGUGGUCACAAUGGAGGGAGAGAAAACAAGCAUCCACAAGUUCUUUAAAGAUAACAGACCGCUGGUGCUGAGUUUUGGAAGCUGCACCUGACCACCGUUUAUGUACAAACUUGAUGAGUUCAAGGAACUCGUCAAGGACUUCAGUGAUGUGGCUGACUUUCUCGUUAUCUACAUCGCAGAAGCACAUUCAACAGAUGGUUGGGCCUUUACCAACAACUUUGACAUCAACCAGCAUCGAAGCCUGGAGGAAAGGCUGUCUGCAGCACAGAUUGUGGUUCAAAAGGAACCACUGUGUCCAGUGGUUGUGGAUGAAAUGAACAAUAUCACCGCUAUAAAGUAUGGAGCUCUGCCCGAGAGGCUUUAUGUGCUGCAGGCUGGGAAAGUUGUCUACAAGGGAGGGAUGGGGCCUUGGGGCUACAGUCCACUGGAGGUGCGUUCGUUCCUGGAGAAGAUGAAAUAAGAAGAUUGUUAAAUCAAGUCGAGCUGUGUAUUUGCCAUCUGACAAGGGGUCUCUGUGUUCAGUGGGGGAUAGGGGCUGCCUAUUUUGUAAUCAACAUGUAUUACUGAUAUAUCACAAUAUUACAUACUUUUGUAAUCAGAACAAUAAUCAAUAGACUGAUGCAUUUACAUGUAGUUCUAUAACUGCUCUUCAGUAUCAUCAAAAAUUGCAUGAAUAGAAAUAUUGUAACCCUCAAAACAUGCAUUGACAGGGCUUUCAGGAUCCCCUGUAAUUUGGGUAGAAAAAGGAAAGAAAAAGCUUUCUCAUCUGUCAACCUCUGAGCUUGAUCUCACCUCUGUGUUUCUUAGUGACGACUGCAGAUUAAACCAUUGGACUCUGUAGACAGAUAAAUUGAAACACAGACAGACAGUCCAGUCCAGAGGUUGUGUUUGAGGUGUGUCCAUGUGUUAUUUAUGAUCAACUUUGAAAGACAGGUUCAGUAAUCACUAAGUGUAAUCUCAGUAUCAUUGUACCACUAUAUGCAUGAAUAAGUAAGGUUUGACAUGAUUUAUGAAUGCUUCUAAAUGAUUUCACAGAAGGCUGCUUUUUACAUGACAAUUACAGUGCAAACCUCUGGUAACUGUAAUUUGAUGAGCUAACACUUAGCAGUAGACGUUGGAAUUGGAAUUACAAAGGUGCAUUCAUGACUUGACGUAUUUAAAGUGUAUUAACCGUCCUGUCAAACAAUAUGCGUUUUCCUUGAGUAUUUUUGUUAAAGAAUAAAUGUGUUUCAUUGAUGAAUGUUGAGCCUAAAUGUUUGCAUUAUAGUAAAACAAAUAACC